GUGUUAGAAAGUGCUGGAAAAACUUCCAGCUGCCUGCCGCCUGCCCACUUUAACACACCGCCCUGUCCCCUGACCGACAUCUCCUGUCUCAGGCUUGUUGGGGAAGCUGAACACAAGCUGGAAGAACGACACUUCACUUUCCGCUGGGGGGUCCCGUAGCCCUCCAGACUCAGUAUCAAGUUCAAUAACUUUAGGGUCUAAACUCCUUCUCCCCUGUCCCUGUCCCUAUCCCCUACACACCAGGCCUUGUCAUCGCAAGGGCUGCUACCCAGAACUUGUGAUAAUGGGAACUGCAGAUGCUGGAGAAUCCAAGGAUGAUCCAUUGUGGAGUGCCAGAAUAUUGAAAACUAAUCCACAGGCAAUCAAAGAUGUGCACACAAGGUAUCUUUCGAGUGGUGCUGAUAUAAUUACCACGGCCACAUACCAGGCGACUCUGGCAGGAUUUGUUAAAUAUCUUGGUUUGAAAUCAGAGGAGGCAGCUCUGCUUUUACAGUCAGGUGUAUACAUUGCUAAAGAGGCUGUUGCUGAGUUUCUCUCAGAAUCCAGAAGCUCAGAGAGGAGAAAACCUCUCAUUGCAGGUUCCAUUGGGCCUUAUGGAGCUUUUCUGCAUGAUGGUUCCGAAUACUCAGGAAAUUAUGUUGAAUCGAUGACUACUGAGGAAUUAAAAACUUGGCAUCGACCUCAGAUGCAGUCUUUGAUAACUGCAGGAGUGGAUCUCAUUGCUAUGGAAACAAUUCCUAGUCAGAAAGAAGGAGAAGCUCUGGUGGAACUUCUUCGGGAAUUUCCUAAUGCUAAAGCUUGGCUGUCAUUUUCUGUCAAGGAUGGGAAAUGUAUUUCCCAUGGAGAGAACUUCGAAGAUGCGGUGAAAUUUGCAAUUAAAUCUAAUCAGUUGAUGGCUGUCGGAUUAAACUGCUGCUCUCCUGAUAUAAUUAGUCCACUCCUUUUUAGUGCCAAUAAAGCCAGGGGACCAGAAAUAGGAUGGAUUGUAUAUCCCAAUAGUGGCGAAACAUGGGAUUCUGAUACGCGCUGGGGGAGAAAAUCAGUCAAUAACCAACUUGCAAAGUUUGCAUUGGAAUGGAAAGAACUUGGCACUAAAUGGAUUGGUGGCUGUUGCAGAACCACUCCAACUGAUAUUGCAGAGCUACGACGUACCCUAACACUGAAUGUGUCACAUGAUUGAGCUUCGAAUAUUGGCAAGAACUAAUAUGAAUGCUAUGGAAUUCUAUUGUUAUCAUCUUAGUUAUUGCAGUUUUCUAAAUUAUUUUUCAGGCUAAUGGUAUUUGCAGUAAGUAUUCAAUAGAUUGGUUUCUUGAGUUUACAGAAUUCUUAUGGCCCACUGUUCAACUUGAAUUCAACUCUGAUCUAACCUUCAAAUGAAUGAAGGCAUACUUUGAUCUUCCAUUUGGAAUGUCUCAAAAGAUGAUUUUUCCAGACUUUGUAAAUAGCGUUUGAUCAGCAGAUAGGCUUCUUCAGUAUAGCAAUAAUGUUACUGAAAAAGCUAGCUUCACACUCAUUUUCUUAACAUAUUUCAACAUCAGUAGUUCCAUGGAACAGCAUCAAUUAGUAUUUCAUGAUAAAUUGAAUUGGUGCAGGAAGACUUAUGAUUUUAAAAUGAGUGAGGUGUCAAUUUUAAAUAAUAGAAACCUGUUCAAAAACUAGUAACUUCAUGUAACUUCCUGACCAGUCAAGGGGGACCUGAUAGCUUUAUUGUUUUCCUAUUAAUCCAGCGACCCAAGUAAUGUUUUGGGGAUCCAGGUUUAAUUCUGGCAUUGGCAAAUGGUGGAAUUUGAAUUCAGUAACAAUCUGGAAUUAAGACUCUAACGAUGACCAGGAAAACCAUGGUUAAUUGAGGAAUAUGGUGGCCUAAUGGUAAUGGCACUGGCACUGAACUCCUAAUUAAGGGGCUAAUGAUCUGUGGACGCAGGUUCACACCACACCUGGCCAACUGGUAGAAUUUAAUAAAAAAUAAAAGAAAUUAGAUUAAUAAAAACUUUUGGGCAGCAUGUUGGCUCAGUGGUUAGCACUGCUGCCUCACAAUGCUCCGGACCUACAUUUGAUUCCACUCUUGAGCGACUGUCUGUGUGGAAUUUGUGCGUUCUCCCUGUGUCGGUGUGGGUUUCCUCCCACAGUCCAAAAGAUGUGCAGGUUAGGUGUGUUGGCCAUGCUAAAUUACUCAGUGGUCAGGGAAGUGUAGGUUAGAUUUGUUAGCUGUGGGAAAUACUGGGUAGGGGUCGGUGUGGAUUUGUUGGGCCGGAUGGCCGGUUUGCACACUGUAGGGACUCGGUCAAAAAAAACCCAUCUGGCUAACUAAUGUCUUUUAGGGAAGAAAACUGCAUCCUUACCUGGUCUGGACUACAUAUGACGCAUGACCCACAGCAAUGUGGUUGACUUUCAAAUCCAGUAAUGAUAGCCAAUAAAUAUUGGCCAAGCCAGCAAUACCCACAUCCUGUGAAUGAAUUUUAAAAUCUGGUGCCAUCAUCACUUUUAAGAAUUUUCAGGGCCACCGUCAGUUGCUGUUUCACUCACAGCACAACAUCUCAGCUCAGAUCACUCAAAAAAGAAUUGAUACAAGGGGGAAGAUGUUAUUGUGGAUUUGAUUUGAGGAGGCAUAUUUAAUGUCAUAUUUCCACAAUAUCAGUUGAAAUUUUACCAUUGUAGCAGCUAAUUAUGUCUCACCUUACUCCCAGUGUUGCAGUUUCAGUCAUCCUUUAAAGCAGAAUGUUCCAAUGAAAAUAAAUAUUUCUCUUUUUUUGGUCAUAAAUUCACCCUUCACAGUACCAGGCUUCUUUGUCUUCCUGCCUUGGUGUUUCUGGUAGUAGUGUACAGGGUUGGUUCAGCUGUUCCAUUAAAGUAUUUGAUAUCACAAAAAUUGCUGGAAAAUUUCACAGGUCUGGCAGCAUCAGUGAAAAGAAGUCAGAGUUAACAUUUCAGGUCCGGUGACUCUGCUUAAGAACUGGCUAGGAAAGUGUUGAUCAAAAUGCAGAAGAUAGGGGGUAAGGAGUAAACAAUAGUUGGGGAUAGAGCCCAAAAAGAGACAGAAGAACAGGGACAGACAAAGGAAUGGAUAACAAUCUAGCUAAGAGGGGGAACAGCAGUUAAUGGAGACUGUUAUUGGCUAACAAUGAGUUGUGUGUAAUAGCAGACUGAAAGGUAACUGUGUGUGAGUGUGGUGGCUGGGACAUAGAAGAGUUCCAGCCCUGAAGUUAUUGAAUUUUUUGUUGAGCUCAGAAGGUUGCAGGGUCCCCAAGUGGAAAAUCAUGUGUUGUUCUUCCAGUUUAUGCUGAGCUUCAUUGAAGCAGAGCUUUUGACCAGGGAACAGGAUGGUCUGUUGAAGUGGCAGGCCUACGGAAGCUCAAGGUCUUUUUUGCAAGCAGAAUGUAGGUGUUCUACAAAGCAGACACUCCGACUACGCUUUGUUUCCCCAAGUAAAGCACUGCUUUACCUGGAAGAUAUGUUGAGCCUCUUGGAUACUGCAGAGGGAGGAGGUAAAUGGGCAAGCAUUACAUCUUCAGUGAUUGUGGGAGAAGGUGCCUUGGGGCUUGUUGGGAGUGGAGGAAGAGUGGACCAGAGAUCUAAUGUAUUUUAUCUAAUCCUAAUUUGAUAACUAAUUCUUCAUAGGUCUUCAUUCUGACAGUUACUUUGUUCAAAUGAUUUUCUUUCUUUCCAAAAGAACUGACGUUUUGAGAUGGGGUUGGGUCUCCCAACACUUUUGGGUUUUUGAUGGUUUUCCGUGUUGUAACAGGCAGAGCACUCUAAAAAAAAUUAAUGACUGUUCUGGAGAUUUCAAUAUAACUGAUUUGAAAAUAACAUUUCAAUUUAUUCCGGUCUUGCAUUACUCAGACAUAUCGAAUGAUGUUAAUCAUUGAGUCUACCAAUCUCCCCCUAAUUUUGGCUCCAAAAUGCAAGACCAAGCAAAUAUCUCUAAUAAAAGGAUUAUAUUGUUCACUCAUCUCAGGCAUAAACCUUAAUGGACUCUCUUUUGUCGGCUAUUGUUUAUUUUCCUUCUUGGAGAUCUUGACUUGCAGGACCAGACAUUAACUUAUUUAAGUGCAAAUAUGCUGCAGCAGCAGUCGGUGCCAUUGAAAUACCUGCACAAAACAUGAGAGAGAGAGCAUCAACACUCUACCCAGGUAAGUUACAGAGUGGUCUCUGAAAACACUAUGUAGAUUAAUGAAAGAGGGAGCCAGCCUCCUCAGGAAACCUCUGCCUACUGCACAGCAAUACAAGGCUAUCAUGUUGAAAGAAGGUCCAACUGAUGCAAUGCAUAAUUGAGCAAUAUUGAAAAGUUUCUGCUUUACCUUUGCUUGGUAAUCACUGUAACACUGCACUUGAGUCAGAAGAUAUUCACAGUGGGCCAAAUGCCCUAUUAUUUUUGUUGCACAUUCACUAACUGGUGUUUAUAAUCGACUGAAUUUGAGCAUAAUGUAAGCUUACAUCUUAUUUUUAGUAAUGCCACGAUCAGUACUGAAGGUUGUUUUGUCUACUGUCAUCUUGUUAUAAUUAUAAAAAUUAUUUGACAUUGUUCAAUGCUGGAGGCAGAACAAGGUAACUCGGAUAUUGUACUGUUGAGUGUAAGGAUUUUGUUCUGCAGUCUUUGACAGACUUUUUCUUUUUAAAAUCUUAUUACUAUUUAAGUGGCCAACAUAAACAAUAUUUUAUCCCUUUACUUUGAGCACCAUUCAAUACAGUGUCUCCAUGCCACUAUAUUUUGUGUGACCAAUUAGAUUUGUGUUUGCAAAGACAUCAAUCCACAACUUGAAUCAAUCAUGAGUAGUUUAUUAAUUUUUAAAACCAUCUCCAAAAAAGAGAGACACUUCUGUUUAUCUCUAAUGGUUUCUGGAACUCAUUCUCUUUUAAUAAAAAUGCUAUUGAAAAAUGGAAAAUAAAAACAGGACUUGUUUUUAACAAUACCUCAAUGUACUUAUACUAAUUAAUCCCUACAUUUACACAGUACUGCAUACAGACUGGCCUAUGAAUUAUUGAUUUCAAAAUUAAAACAGGUUUUCAAAUUGACUUUUUGAAACACCUUUUACCAUCACUGGAAAAACACUGCAUAUGUCACUGUAAGACUGAUCAGUUUUUUCUCAAUUUUUGGUAGACCACGCUUUAUAUUUGUAUCUACCUAAAUCUGAAUCAAAAACAUGCCCAAGUCAUUUGGUGUCCCACCUAUUCAUAUGCUAAGUACACUCAAGUAUAUACUAAAAUCAUUCAAUACUUUCCUCUUCAGUGUCACUUUCAGGAGAUCCACCAUCUCUGUAAUCAUAUGGACCUGCAACCUGCUUCCAUUCAGAUGUUUGCUGAAAACCAUCAUUGUCAUUCACUGAUUCAUGAUGAUCAUUUAAAAUUCGUUCCAAACCAAGGGCAGAAUUACUGGACUUGCAGUCUGAUACCUUUGAACGUCUUUCGCACCUGAAAUUUCCAAUGCUCAUCAUCCAUGUGCUUAAUUUUUGCCAGUUCAGUUUUUGGAACAUUAUUAUGCAAUGCAAGUUUCCACCAACCUAGUUAGAGAUCACAUCAAAUCAUUAUUAAGGCAAAGAUCAUAAAAUGAUACAUAACAGAAGGCAGACCAGUACCAACUUUUAUAAAACAGCUUUGCAAUUAGUCGCACUCCUCUGCUCUUUUCUGCUAGUUUUUUUUCCUCUAAGUAUUAAAUCACUGUGCUUUUGAAAAUGAUUGAUCUGCUUCCCCUUCAAUUUCAGAUAGUGCACUUCAAAUCAUGAGAUGUUGCUUCUGGUACUUUUACUAAUUAUCUAGAAUUGGCAGCCUCUGGUUAUUGAAACCUCUGUCACCAAAAACAACUUCUUUCUUAGUCUGUCAAAUGUUUCAACAAUUUGAAGACCUUAUAUCAUAGUCCCGUUUAACUCUUCUUUGCUUAGGAGUAAUCCUAGAUUCAUCAGUCUUUCUGUAUAACUGAUGUCUUUCAGGUUUGGUACCAUUCUAGUAAAUGUCCUCUGCAGAUUCUCCAAGGCUUGACCUCUUCCCUAAAAUUUGGUGCUCAGAAUUGGCCAUGAUGCCCCAUUUAGCAUCGAGCCAGUGAUUUAUAAAGAUUUAAUGCAUCUAAAUUUUUCUUUGGAGUAGCAGUUGGGAAUGGACAAUAAAUGCUAGCUUAGCCUGCGACAGCCAUAAUUCAUGAGCAAUCAAGUGAGUUAAGUAAAAUCUUUAGAAUUCCAAGCAACAAACAUUAGAUGAGAGGACUUGGCAAUCAAUGUCUCUGUUUAUAAAGGCAACAGUCAAAUAUUUAGAAUUAUCCAUUGCUAAGACCCAAGUAUAUUUAUGAUCAUUAUAUAUAGUUUUCACCCAACAAUGUGAUUAAUGUUAAAUUCCUACAAAUUAAUCCAACAGUUUAAGUCUACAGUAUUCAGUUUCUAAAUGCUCAGCAAAUGAAUUUUGUCAGUUACCAAUAUGCUGCACAAACAUGUCCUGAAAAGGAGGAAGUGCCAAUGGGGGCAUACUGAUGUUUCUUGAAAACUUAAAAUUUUUGCUAGAGAGAGGGAAAUAAAAGGUGCGUGGAGUGCUUGUUCCAUUACUGAUAAUCAAGUAUAAAUCUCAGAUUUCGUGUUUCAAACUUGCCCAAUUUUCCCACCAAAACUUGUUUUAUAUCACAUAGGUGUUUGGGGAAAAAACACGAAACAGGGCAAGGAUUACUCAAAUUAAUGAAAUAAUUGUUUUGUAUCAAGCUGUGCUUAAUUUCUUCCUCUGUAUUAUAGUGAUUAUUAACAUAUAUGCAUGGAAUUUGACCACAUAGUUAGAACUGGAUAUCUCUGUUCCAGAUGGGCCAUUCUUGUGCACAUCCUUGCAGCACACAGCAGUGACUGUGACUUAGUUGGCACACGAAUAGACAGUAGACAAAAAAGAUAACCUCAACGUUUGUGGGGAUAGAAAAGGUUUCCUUGAAAAAAUGCUAAAUUUGUAUGGUAGGUUUAGACUAUUAGACUAAAUUCCAAAUAUAAUUGUCACACAUACAGACUUAAAUUAUCCCAUGCCUUACAUUGUGCAAAUAACCAGGUCAGGUUGCUUUCAAGCAAAUAUUUGGUGAAUUUUAUUUUGCAAAGUCUAUGUUCUUGCCCAGAAGUCUGGCAUUGACUGCAGGACUCAGGAUUCCCUAAAUUCUGGGUCAACUAAAUCUAAAAUUUGAUUCCGCAUAUUCAGGUACAUCUUAAUGGAAAACAACCUUGGAACAUUUUAUAAUCAACAAAUUCACUUUGAACUUAGUGUGGUGUUAUAGUUAGCCCUCAAAUUCUAGGUACACUAAAAAUAGAAAAAAAAAGUUAACUCAAACAAAGCAUGUCAAACCCUUAUAAAGACAAGGGCUGACCCAUUUUUGUGAGCAGCUGUUCUGAACAAUGAUUCUGGUGAUCAGAGACACCGUUUUCCUUCAGAGCCAACCACUUGCCUGCUGACUCCAUCCUGUUGUGUUGCUUGUUACUUGUUAAUACUCCUAUAAUUCACAGCACAGGUGCAAAACUGAGAUCAAACAUUUAUUCACUAUAUUACAUAAUCAUCCAAAAAAAAUCCAAAGUCUUCCAUUGUUACCUUUUUUGUUUUUCUGUACUGUAUACCUUUUUCAGGAUUUCGAAUAUCAAGGUACUCAGGAUUCUGAGUGUUGAGAUCUAUUACUAUGUCUGCCCACCUGCAGUUAGAAAUAAAUCACUGUAUUAAAAGGAUAUUAUUGCAACACUAAUUUGCAUGAAACUAAUCACACUUCAAAUUAUCUCAACAUAACUGAAAGUGCCACAAAAAAAUUUAGUAUUGAUAGAACAAUUCUGUUUUUAAAUUAAGUCAAUAAAUUCUUGCUCACUGAUUCUAGUUACCACAGGCUUAUAUAUGCAGUAUUAUUUAUUCCAGCAAGAUUUAUUUUUGAUAAUAUCUCAGAUUUAUAUAGGAAAUAGAAUAAUGGUUGAUGGGUAUUUUUCAGGCUGUAAUGUUCCUCAGCUGUCAGUUUUGGGAUCCUUGGGCUAGAUCUUGGUGUAAAGGAAACAAGUUGCAAGUUUGCAAUUGUGAAGUGUAGAACGUCAAAAGCACUGACAACUUGGUGAGCGGGCAGACAGGUUGCAGAUAAAAUUCAAUGCAGAGAAUUGUGAGGUGGUGCGCUUUGGUACAAAGAACAUGGGAAAAUAAUAUAAAAUAAAGGGUAUUAUCCUAAAUGGUGCACAGGAACCGAGAGGAGGUUUUACAUUUACACAUUUCCCUCCAAGGUGUUCUUGUUCCUUCUGAUAUGUAGAGAUACACAGGUAAAUACUAAGUGCAACUGAGAUGGGGCGGGGGUGGGUGAAUUCUCUAUCUUCUCCAGCAGUACUGCAAAAGACAGGUUUACCAGAAUAUUGAAAUGAUGUGAUUUUCUUGGAUUUCUAAGCAAUCUCUCUCCCUUUUUCUAAAAAUGUAUGCUUGAAAAUUACCUGCCAAUUAUCUAUUGUUUCCCAAGUACAAAUCACAGGUGCAAAUUAGUAUAGAUCUAAUGACUGCACCAUUCAUGAAGGGAGGAAUUUAAUAAUUCGUGGUGAGAAAGAUAUUUGGUUCUAGCCUCUGACAAUCAUCAGGUGGGGGCAAAAUAGCCUCAAGGUUCUAUGAAAUCAAUUCCAGAAACAUCAUUUCUAGAAAAGAAUCUCCCUCUGUGGUCCUAAGUACAAAAGUGGACCCAGGUAGAAGAUGAAACAUGAACUAUGUGGAACAGGAGUCAAACGUUAUUUCAUUCACUGCAUACCCAAAAGCAUGAAAACUGAGGUUUUUCCUGGGAGUUCAACAAUAAACAACGAAAUUGGAUGAAUGCUGAGGAAAGGUUAUGCUUGGACUCUCGAACAUGAGAUUACUGUUUCAGAUUUUGGUGUCUGCCAUUUGAGGCAAAGGAGAAAUUUCUGCAAAGAGUAGUGAACAUUUGGAAUUCACCACCCCAGAAAUAUAGUGGCUGCUCAGCGAUUGAAAACUCGGUCAGAUUCUUAGGUACCUGCACUAAGAAAAUUUAAGCUUGGUAUGAAUGGUGCAUAGAGGUGAAGUUGAAGUAGAGACUUUCCUUUUACUGCAUGAAGGAGGGGACUGGUAAAACCAAAUGACACACCCUAGCUCUUGCUCAUUAUGUUAUAAUGGGAAAGCAUCUCGAGUCUCAGCACAUUGUCUCAGGGUGCCACUAGUUUAAGAAAAAGUGCAAAAUUGUCUGAAUAAUAAUUUUGCUUUCAAGUAUAUAGUAUGUAUAGUUGAAAUUAGAUUUAGUUAAAUUUAAAAUGAUUUCUUCAUUGAAACGUCUACCAGUAUUGAGGAAUGCUUAAUGUCAAUGUGUACUUAUUUGCCUUUAAAAUGCUUGGUUGUCUCCAAUGGCCCCUCACUUUCUUAUCAAUAUUCUGUGUUAGCUUUUCUUUGUGGGAGUGCUUCUACAGGAGCCCUGUUAUACAUGUGAUCAUUCUGUUUUGGAGAUCAGACAAAAUAUCAGGUGGCUCUUUUACUAAAGUUAUCCUCAGUUUUGACCAAUCCAGUCACCCUUUGAUGGUAGUUUAUGCAUACAAUUAUUAGAUAAAGACCUUAGAUAGCUAGUUCAGUGUGGACCAGUGACUAAUUAUGGAUAUCUCUGGUGUAGCUACUCAGUUUCACUCAACUGUGUCAUCAGAAGACCUUGAAAUGUUGCUUAUUAUGUUAAACUUACUUCUUGCAGUGAAUGGCUGGAUGUUUCUUACUAGGUUCCCCUAUUAAAAUCCAAAACUCCAUUUCAUCAAGGGGGAGCUUCCCUCUGUAAGCAAAAGGGAAAACAAAAUGCCUGCAAUACGUAAUUGGAAAUUGAAAAUUCUUCUCCUCACUUUGCAAUUAGAUAUACAAGUAUACUGUCAUCUAAUUUAGUAACAAAAUAUGAAAAUGGUGCAUCAUAGGUUCAUUUACUGUUAUAAAUAAUUUGUUAAGCUAAAUAGUGAUGGUUUAUUUCAAUUAGUUGCAGAUAUCUGAAAAAACAAAGUGUGUGGAAACAGUUUAAAACAAGAAUGAUUAGAACAUAGAAUUCUCCACAAAUUGCUGUCAAAGUAGAAUCCAUAAUUUGGAGGUAAAAUAAUUGCUUACAAUCUUUCACAUAUCUACGCUAUUAGUAAUAGAGUAAUAACAAUCUCAAAAUAAUUUACAUUUGUCCACUUUCCUUUUGAUUCGUACAGUAAUUAAAAACCUUACAUUUCAUAAUAUGUACCCAUUGGUUCCCUAAUAUUUAAAACCCAUCUGUUUUUUAUCUGUACUUUUUGAACUUGUAAUUAAUUGUUUACAUUGGAAAAAGCAAGCUAAUAUUUAACUUUAUUUUGGAAAAUGCUGUAAUGUUCCAUUUCUCACAAUUAAAAUGAAACAGAAUUCAAACUUUCUAUCAUUUAAAUCCACAUUUAAGCAACAGUAUCAUCAAGCUACCAAGGGAAGCGGUACAAUUAUACUUACUCACCGAAAUGCUUUGGAUGCCUUUACGGGGGUAGCCUCAAAUCCAAUAGGACAGAAAUAAUGAUUUUGGCAAUGGUAGAUGAAAGCCAUUGAUUCAUCCUUCAGUCCUUCAGUUAGCUUCAUUAAAGCCCCUUCAGCUGGAAUACAAUCAUAAGUAAGACUCCAACUAUUUUACAAGAUCCUUUAUUCAUCACGCAGUAAAUUAAGCUGUUACCAUUAUGUUCCAACAAUUUGUCAUGACCAAAGUAUCAAGACAAAAUGAUGGUUGUCAGAUUAGCUGGAGUAGUAGAAGAACCACUAGUUUUGCCAAGUAUGCUGGUUUGGGGAAACAGAGACAAAAAUAAACAAAAAUCUUUGAGUUCCCACUCCUGACCCAGCAACAAAUUAUUAUUGGGACUGCAAUCAUCUUCAUGUUUGCACAGAACAAUAGAGUUUUGCCUGCGAUAUUCCUAACAUUGUCAUUAGUCGUAGUUAGGGAAGACACAACAGUGCGUAUGGAAUUCUACCCAGCAGAACUCGAUACCGAGGGAAGUAGAGGAGAAGGAAAAAGUAGGCAGUGCUAAAACAGCCUCUAGGUAUCUGGAGAUGAUAGUACUAAAUUAUCUACAAUUUGCAGUUACUGACUGGCAGUUCAAAUCUGAAUAACUAGCAUUGCCUGUUCUGUUUUCAAUUUACUUGUUUGUAUAAGUAAGUUUUACGACAGCAAAAUACUGCGAAUGCUGAAAAUGCAAAAUAAAAAAACAAGAUGCUGAAAAUACUUAGCAGUCUGGCAGACUGUGGAAACAGCAAUAUGCAACUGCUUGAUAGUACAGAACUGAAACAGUGGUUAAAGAAGAUGAUGAAGUUGAAUAUUUUCGUCUUGCACUCACUCAUCAGGACCAGGAUGCCAGAUUAGACUUAAAAAGGGACACAAAUUUAUACAGCAUGAAGAAAAAAUGCUAUUUCCUUUAUUUCUGUACCAAGGAUGGCCCAAAUAGCCCACUAUUCUCAUUCUAUAAACUGGCAUCUCUUUUCCAAAGCCCUUGUGUUCAAGUCCUGAAGAAAGAAAGAUUUGAUGUUUGAAGUUAACUACAUCACAAAAACUCAGAUAAGGCAAGGGAUGCAGGUUCUGAUCAACUAAAGGGGGUUUGAAAAAAAAAAAUUGAUCUGUCCGUAGGAUUUCAGUGUCUCUAAACUUGUUAACUUGCAUGCUUUUUAUUUCCCUUCUUCUGUUCCUUUUAUAGGAAUCUCCUUCAACUUACCUUCACAACCACUGUCGCUGUCUCCAAUUUAUUCCACAUGGAUUCUAAAUAAAAUUCCACCUCCCAUGUUUUGAAUCCACCUAUGCUAAUAGAAAACUCGAAGAAAUUCUGUAUUGCUUGAACUGCUUUCCUUGCUGUAUACCACUCUAUUUCACAACCCUGAACCUUCUCUUCAGCAGCACCAACUCUGUCUCGAGGUUGUCAUGGCUCAGACUUUCCUUUCAUCUUUCCUCAUCUGGCACUUCAACAAAGAACUUUUCCCCAUUUAAAAGACUGCAAACUUCAACAGCUCGUGAGUACUUUGGAUCCGAAGAUCUUUACUUCCCUUUAUUUGAUCCUAUCCCUCACUUCAAUUUCAUCUCUUUCUAUGUACAGCAUUAUAUAUUGCUCACUCACUCCGGACAAUCUGUCCUCAACAAAAACAUUAGCUUCAUCCCCUAGUAUCCAUACCUCAAUUGAGCUUGGCAGUGUUGAACUCUUCUUUCAUUGUAUGUGUUUAGUUAUUCAGAUCAGCAUCUUCUGAAUUCUUCCUCCAAUUUUGUGUGAAAACUACUGCUGUGAUAUCAGCUAUCUCAAUUUAUCUGCUCCCCUCACUCACUUUAACCUCGUUCCCUUAAGCCAAAUUCUAAUAUUGUCAUCAAACCUUGACCACUGUUGUUGUUCAGUAUACUGAGCUUUAUCUAACAGUAGUUGGAUGGGAACACCCUUCCUUCUACCUCUUCCUGAACCCACCAAUGGACAUCAAACCAUCAUUUCCAAGACCAUCACUGAUGCUCUCUCUCCAUAGUCUCCAAGCUCUUUGAUAAGUUUUGGGCCAAUCUGCCUCUACAUCCUUUCAGUUUCUUCCUGCUUUGCUGAACUAGGUUCACCUCAUUUUGUCUUGUUUAAUAUAUAUCAAUGAUACUUUCAGUGAAGUUGCUUCUAACAAUUUUCAGUUUCUUGGCCCCAGUUGUCUCCUUUUCAUCAUGAAUAUGUAAUCUUUCUCCAUCUUAUUGUCCACCAUUACAAGUCCGAAGACUCUGCUUCUUCAUUUGUUAUCCACCAUUAAUUUCCUCCACCUUUUUACCUUCACCAACCUCCUUUUCAAAGAAAAGGUUUUUCCUGCUGGAAUCCAUUGGUGUCUGCCUUUUUUUGGGAUACCUGGAACAUUAUUUAUUCCAGUCCUGUUUGAGUCCUCUGCUCUUUUCUGCUACACUGAUUACAGUUACAAUGCAAUUUUCUGCUCUUUGCUUGACUGGAUUUUGUUAAAAACCAAUCUGCUGCUAAUUUCUACUUUUCUCUAACCUUUAUACGGUCCAUCAUUAUCUAAGAAUAUAAUUUUCUUAGUAACAAUUCUAGAAUUCUUUUUCACAGAGGACUGUUAAGGGUGGGACCUAAGUAUACUCAAGAUUGAGACAGACCAGAGUUCUGGUACGUGAGUCAAGAGAAAAACCAGGAAAGUGGAUUAAGUUAUCAAAUCGGCUAUGAUCUCAUUGAAUGGGCUGAAGGGUCUACUUCUGCUAUUGCAUCUAAUGACCCAUAAUAUGACGGACAGGGUUCUCAACAUCCAAACUGUAUUUCACACCCUUCUCUAAUGGCUUCCCAUACUCCCAGAACCAUGACAGGAUUUCAUUUGUCAUUAGCCUCUGGUUUCCACGGAUCAUUCUCUUCUUCCCCAUUUCCAGUGUGAUGCCAUCACCAAACACAUUCUCUUCCCUCUUUCAGUAUUUCACCAUUCUCUCUACAACACUCCGGUCCACUCCUCAAUCAUUCAACAACUCUCCACUUCCAACAGUACCUUUCUAAGCAAGCACAAGAGAUACACACUUACCUUUUUCCUCCUCCCUUCAUACUGUUCAAAGCUCCAAAUAUUCCUUCCAUGUGAAACUGUCAUUUACUCCUUUCUAUUUAAUGUAUUCACUGCUGAGGAUAUGCUAUCCUGUGUAUUCCAGGAAAGAUUGAGGAACAACACCUCACUGGACACUAGACAUCAUUCUGGUCUCAACACCAAGUUUACAUUGUAACAGGUGUCUUCGUGGUUUCCUUUUUUCUUAGUUCUCUGUAUUUCAACCAAUAUCAUGCUCAUACUAUAGGGAGAUGAUGGUCUAGUGGUAUUACCACUGGAUUAUUAAUUCAGAGAACCAGGUUAGAAUCCCGCCAUAGGUGAUGGUGGAAUUUGAAUUCAAUAAAAAAAAACUUAGAAUUAAGAAUCUAAUGAUGACCAUGAACCCAUUGACAAUUGUCAGAAAAAGACAUCUGGUUCACUAAUGUCCUUGAGGGAGAGAAACUACCAUCCUUACCCUGGUCUGGUCUCCAUGUUACUCCAGACCCACAAAUGUGGUUGACUCUGAACUGCCCUCCGGAUAAUUAGGGAUGAGCAACAAAUGCUGCCUAGCCAGCGAUGCCCUCAUCCCGUGAAUGAAUAAAGAAAAAAAGCCUUAGACAUACAUGGUGUUAAAGGCACAAAAUAUUUGUUUUGUGAAGACAAUAUCCCUUGUGAUGAAAAAUAGAUGUGCGCGCUUUGGAUAUAAGCUGAUUCAUAGAUGUUGCAUCACAUAUGCAUAUUUGACAGUUUAAAAUGUAGACAGGUCCAUGCAAUUGUUAACAGAUUAAUGUAUUAUUCAUUCUAAGUACCAGUUUCUCCAGCUGUUCUAUUUUUUCCAUGUGGUUUGUACAGAACAUUUGAACAGCCUCUCACAUGAAAAUGCUCAUUCAGCUGUCUAAACCAUCUGUGAAAAGCAGCAGAAAAGAAAUAUUUUAAUAUUCAUUCAAAUUUAAAUGAAAUAGUUUGGUUUUGAUCCAAAGGAUUUCAAGACUAAUGGUAACAUUUAUCUGGAAUUGGCCAGUUGGAUUGCAAUGGUCUUUUUCAUCCUGCACGUUUGCUACAGGACAGAUUCCAGAUUCCAUCACAGCAAAUCGAAACUUUUAUUACAACAGUCUUGUGCACUUUUUCUCAAAUUACAACUAUUCUGCCAAAGCUUUCAUUAAACAAGGAAAUUCCUUGGAAUGUUUAAAUAUAUUUGCAUUUACACUUAUCAUAGCUCAGAAACCUCUUAAAAUAACUUUAUUCAGUUGUUAUUUAUGUACCAAAAGCAAACAUCAACAGAAGAACAGUAAGCUCACUAUCAAAAAUGAAUGAGUUCUGGUAUUUCGAAGAUGUUGGCAGAGAUUUAACGUUCACAAAUUUCUUAUGACUAAAAGGGAACUUGAACAUUCAAUCACAAAUGGCCCAAUUCAGUGAUGUCACCUGUGAACAUAUUACACAGCAAAGCCUCUUGAACUCAUGUCCUCAAUCCAGCCUUUUCUUUCACCCCCUCAAUCUUCCUUUACAAGAAAUGGGAUAGAAACUGCCAUGUCAUUAUAGGACUCCUGAGCCACCACUGUUGGAUAAGGUAAUCUUCCCAAAGGGUUAUGUCAGAUACUACUUUGAGCUCUACCAGUUUGCACAUAUAAUAUUGGCUUGUGUAGGGCUGAGGUAGAACAUGUUAGGGUCCCAGGAAGCAUAAACUGAAAACAGAAACAGGCCUCCUCAUGGUUAGUACUAGUAAUGCUGACUAAUGUGACUUGUAGCUAGUUGCUACCAUGCAAUAAACUACAUCUUGUUAAAGACAAAAAAAUUCUUGUUAAAACUAAAUUGUAGUUAAUUCUCUAUCAGUAUAAACCAGGAGACUCUCUGAACCAGUCAAAAAUAAGAGGAUUGGUGGGAGUUUGCUUCUACCCACAAAUGCCACAGCCAUCCACAGCUCUUAGGCGACAAGCAGCUACUACUACAUUGACUGUACCUCCAUACACAAUUAGUAAUCAGAUAGGAAACAGUUCUCUGGGAAAUAAUCAUUAUAUGACUAACUGAAUUCUAUGUUAAUUUUGAAAACACGCCAAGGAACUGAUACAAAACCAAUUAUAAAAGUCAUACCAAUUAAAUCAGGUUAAGGGAAAGUUAGCUGAUGUCAGUUUAGGCUAAAAAGCUUAAAAAUUCUCAAUGAAAAGUCGAAAUUUAAACAAAAAUACUGCACUAUAUAAUCACACUAGAUAGGGAAUUCUCACCAGGUGUCAUUGGUUUAGAUUGGUGACCUUCUCAUAGGCUAUGCUGUGAAGUGAUUUCAGUCGAGAAAGAAUCAUCCAAUAGUAUAGCAUAAGAGGAAUGUGACCCAUAAUGUUAGGUGCAGUUCAACUGAACAUAAUGACUUUCUCCCAUCACCAGUGACCCUUUUCUCUCAAAUACAAAGAUCCAGUUUUUAAAUCACUGUUCAGCAACUCUGGUGGAAGUAUCAAUUUGCACACAUUGGGCCAAACUACCUUGCCCCUUUGGUUAUUUAAAUUUCUGAGAAGUUUAAUGUUGGAAUAAUACCUAAAUGGGUAGUACCUGAUGCCUUGGGAACAUGCAAGAUAAUUGGGAAGUAAAACAAAAAUAAAUCACAAACACGAUUAUCAUUCUAAAACCAAACUAUAUACUUUGUCUAUUUUACGCACAAAAGUAUAUACAUUUAUAGUUUAAAUUUAUGGGUGUUAGGAUGCAAAUAAAACUACUUUAAUCAUAACUUUGCCUUUGAAUUUCAUGAAUCCCAUCUCUUUAAUUACACUACAGUGUCAUGCUAUUCUCAAGAAACCAGAGAACCAAUGUCAGACAAUUUUAGCUAAGCUUCAAUUUGACAAGCUUGAGAGACAAAUUCCACCAACAGUCUAUCUGCAUCCUGAAAAAAAGUGACAUUUGUAUAGUUUAUACCUGUUAUAAAAAAUGUUACAACACUUAAAAUUAUUACACAUCAAGAAAUAGGAAAUGGAAAGGAUAACAAUUUAUGGAUCACUAUAUAAUGGUCCAAGUACCAAUGCACUGUUCACUUGAGCUUUUAGAUUUAAGUUAAGAACAAAUGUCUCAAAUUUCCUAAUUUUGAAAAAAAGGUGAUGACCAUCCUUUCUAGUUGAUGUAUGUGAAUAAUGAACAAAUAUCCAUCAAGAUGGAAAGAAUAUGGAGGAAAUAUUUUGGAAUAAUUUAUAACGAGUACUGUAGAUAUCUGCAACCUUGGCUUUCUCUUAAAAUUAUAAACUAAAAAUAACACUUUGUGAAUGUGCUUCCAAAAUAUUAUAAGAGUAUGAUAGCUGGCUUACCUUUUAAUAAACAUUAUUUUGCCACCAGAAAAUGUCAAAGAAAGGAACAGUAGUAUGGCUGACAGCAGGGAGUACAGCCAGUAAUUAAGUUAUAAUGACAAAAAUGCUUGUGUCAUCAAGUGAAUUGCAAUUUAUUUUGUUACAAUUCUAAUGCAAUAAAGUUCUGAUUCACUUCAAAAUACUUACCUCAUUAAUGUUGCAUUUCCUGUAAAGGGCCCAAAUCUGAUGUCUUCAUAGGGUUGGUGGAAACCCAAGAUAUGCAAUGCUUCCUCCUGAGUAAUUGGUGGAAGACUGUGGAAAAUGUCACACUACAACUUUAUGUUAUCACAAACAGCAACAGCUUGCCCAAAAGAUCACAAUUGCCAAUCUUGUUAGAACAUAAUGUUUUUUAAUCUAUGCAAAGUAGACUUAAUUUCUAUUGGCUAUUGGCUUCUGCUAUUCUGGUACGGUGAUCAUUCAUAGAAAUCCUGUUAACCUAAUGUACAUUUAUCUGGUCAAUUUUUACUUUACUUU
This is a messenger RNA of Stegostoma tigrinum, 17231 nucleotides long. RefSeq lists its product as uncharacterized. Gene Ontology annotation, molecular function: S-adenosylmethionine-homocysteine S-methyltransferase activity; zinc ion binding. Bases 284 to 1180 code for a protein of 298 amino acids. Gene Ontology annotation, biological process: S-methylmethionine cycle. The transcript is spliced from 8 exons. Lineage: Eukaryota; Metazoa; Chordata; Chondrichthyes; Orectolobiformes; Stegostomatidae. The record is from RefSeq and is a predicted model, not a curated record.